GUUUUGGGAAAAAAGGGUAAGAAAAGUUUAAUUACAAGUUUUUUAAUUUUCUUCGUCACAACAAUAAAAAAUAGCGAAGAGCCGUGCCCGUCCCAAAAAGCUAAGGAUCGCAAACAUUUCAAAAUAGCGAAGAUGUGCUUCUGAGGACCGGCCAAAUUUAAUUUGGUGCCGAAUUUUUAAGAAUUGGGAGAUGAGGGAACAGGUAAUCUCUGCGUACAGAGCUCUGUUGAGGGCAAGGAAAACAUCAUUCUCUGGCGAUGAUAUAAUGCUCACUCAGUCUGCAAAAGAAAUCAGAUCCAAAUUCGAGGAAAACAGAUCAGUUUCCUCCCUUACAGAUAUUCAAAAGUUAGUGCAAGAAGCAAGGGAAGCAGCUGACUUUCUCCUCAACAUGGUGGUGCAGGCCAGACUAACCGAAAGGGGAACCUAUGAAUUGAAGCUUGAUAAAGCACACGAGGGAGCCACAUUAGAGCUUCCAUCUGAAGAAAAACUCUCGAAGGCUACUUGAAUAAAUUAUUCAAGAUGGAGUUGAAUACUUUGGACUCUGGAAAAUCAAUACUAUCCCUAUUCCAUACCGUUAAAUCACAAUCCAGUUGAGUCACAUCGUAGGACAUUCAAGCUUAUUUUCUAAUCAAAAUAAUAUAGAUGAGGUGUACCAUGUCAUGGAUUUGCUUACUAUUUGAUCAGCUUUGGAAUUAUUAAAUCACUUUUUCUCACCGGAAUUUAUUACGCAGUAUUGUGUUAAACACCUCAGGGAAUAGAUGAACAAGAUUUUUUGACUUGCUCAAUUGAUCUGCUGCAAGAUUGGCCAAACUUGAUAACAAUUCUAAAUGCCCAUCACCAUUGCUA
Messenger RNA from Cryptomeria japonica (Japanese cedar), 846 nucleotides. Its product is annotated as mitochondrial zinc maintenance protein 1, mitochondrial. The transcript has 2 exons. The coding region runs from base 191 to 505 and encodes 104 amino acids. The record is from RefSeq and is a predicted model, not a curated record. Lineage: Eukaryota; Viridiplantae; Streptophyta; Pinopsida; Cupressales; Cupressaceae. Gene Ontology annotation, biological process: mitochondrial respiratory chain complex III assembly.